Apis mellifera (honey bee) is the source of this 5382-nucleotide messenger RNA. RefSeq lists its product as uncharacterized. The record is from RefSeq and is a predicted model, not a curated record. Gene Ontology annotation, molecular function: protein binding. Lineage: Eukaryota; Metazoa; Arthropoda; Insecta; Hymenoptera; Apidae. The transcript is spliced from 6 exons. Gene Ontology annotation, cellular component: PRC1 complex. The coding region runs from base 2495 to 3880 and encodes 461 amino acids.
UCGUCGUCAUCAUCAUCAUUAUCAUCAUCAUCAUCAUCAUCAUCUUCAUCCUCAUCCUCAUCCUCAUCCUGGCCGCUCGAACAUCACGCCCGAAAGAAAAACCCAAUUCAUCAGAGCUCGAAAAAAUACCCAUUCCCAUCGAGCCAAAUCGAAUCGCAUCAUUUUCGUCUCAUCAUCGCCGCGUCCCGGACGAAGGAAACGAGCUGUUCCCCUCGAAAGCGACGAAAGGACGAAGGAACGUAUCCAUGCCGAAACGACAGGUUACUUCCUCCGAGAGGCGAAGGUGCGCGCACCACCUUCGUUCUCGAGGUCCUCUGUUCGAUUCCUACUCCUCCAGGUCCGCUGAUAUCAUCCUACCCACAACGAUCGCCACCACCGUCGCCUCGCUCCGCGUACCACCACCACCGGUUACCUUUUGUCCACCACCACUUGGCCCGGCUACCACCUCCUUGUUCGCAGGCAGCGCGGGGCACCUCGCCAUGUGACUGAUUCCCCUUCUCCGCAGGUUGACGAGCGGUGGGCCUGCCUACCUGCCGCCCGUUGCCCCGCUCCCAUUACGACGCGGACUCUCGCGGCAGGUGCACCAACCUAAGUGCCACUCCGCUUACCUGUGUGUCGUGCCUACCAAGCCAGCGUGUCCGGUGGUCAGGUUCUUCCCUCUCUUUCUCUCUCCCUCCCUCUCCCUUUCUCUUUCUCUCUCUUUCCUUCUCUCUUUCUUUCCUCUCUCUCUCUUUCUCUCUUUCUCUCUCUCUCUCUCUCCUUCUCUCUUUCUCUCUCUCUCUCUCUCUCUCACCCUUUCUCUCCCGCGUGUGUCUCCUCUUUCUCACCCCCUACCAAGCUUCGUCCUUCUCCCUCUGUCUUCCUCUGUCCCCUUCGACGUCGCCUCACGCAGCAGUGCGGUGUUGUAGUGUCGUGUCAUCCUGCGCUACGUCAACGAUCCUCCCGAACGUGUGUCGAGGCAACGAUCGAUCGAUCGCGUAUCCUCUCUUUGACUGUCCGUCGCUACCUGGCGCGCCCGUAUAUAUAAAAUAUCUUCCCUCACCAAUAUAUAUCCUCCGCCACGAGAAGUUCUAGUUACGUCCUUAGUGCGCCUUAUCCUCUUGGUUGGGAAACGUACUCGGCCGUUUUUCUCUCCACCUCUGCCUUGCACUUACUUGCGGUCGAGACCACGUUGUUACGUUGUCGUGUGGUGGCUGUUCGUCGUUCGCGCUCAAGUCUCAAGUCUCGGGGAAAGGAAAAGAAGGGAACGGAAGAAAAAACUUGAAAAAAAAGAAAAAAGAAAAGAAAAGAAAGAAAAAAAGAAAGAAAGGGUAAAAGAAAAAAGAAACAGAAAAAGAAGAGAAAAGGAAAGGAAGAUCUCGUUUCACGAGUCCGAGGCUCGGACUCGAGGUUUCCGCGUGUGUAAACAAUCGUGUGGAAACAACGAUCGGGCGAAGGCGAGGAGGAGCAGAGCGCGUAUUCGAGAGGUGUUCGCCACGCGACAGCAUAGACCAGUUGGCCGCCGCGUCAGUCGAGGAUCGGACGACGAUCGUCGACGAUCGCCGCGCCGAGUUUUACACUCAGAGUUUCCUUUUUUUUUUUUUUUUUUUUUUACCGUCGCGAUCGUCGCGAGUGCCAGUGCCGCAGUUUGGGUAUCGAAACUCCUCGAGUCCACGAGGAUCAGUGACGCGACGCACGAGGGAGCACUACUAGAGACCCUGGCAAGGAGGGACACCCGGUGAACGUGUCAAAACGUCCGCCGCCGCGACUCCUCCAUUGACAUUUCCGUGACAUUUAGUGCGCGACCGCGCGCCAGCCUUGCGAUUCGAGGCGACGAGCCUCGUCUUUUUCGUCGUAACACGCGUCACCAGAAACGGAGAGAGAGAGAAAGAGAGAAAGAGAGAGAAAGAGAGAUCCUUGGACACGGUCUGAAGCCCACACAGUGUUCGGAAAAGUCGCCAGGUUAAACAGUUACGUUACGUUUCUUCUUUUUUUUUUUUCAACGUAAUAAUCUCAUCGAUGACGAAUCCUCUUCCGCGCUUUAUUAUCGACACGCGCGUCUUAUCCGUGUUUAUUGUCAUCCACCGUUUGGAACCGGCCACUGGACGCGCGAUUCGUAGAUAAAAGAAAAAAGAAGAAAAAAAAAUAAUAAACGCCCUCUCGACCAUCUUUCUUCGAGCUUUCACCUCCACCUGGUCGAGGAGUGAUCGUUACUCUCAUGAUCGCGAGCUCGCUGCGUUCGCGCGUGAUCAAGAUCUGACGUUCAACAGGUGGUUCGGUAUAUUGUAUUCGGUUUUGGUGGACGAGUUGGGGGUAGGUGGUUGGUUUCACCGAUCGAGCUGUAUAUAUACAGAAGAUAUAUACAGUUUGUGAAGAAGGUUUCGUUCGACCGGAGGGAGUCGAGGGGGUUGAUUGUUCGCCGGAAGGGAAGUUGGCCGGGUUCCGAAUCAAACUGGACAUACUCACCGCCACGUCGGGACGUACGGAGUGGAGAUGUCCGCGGGUCGCUGAGAGAAUGAGGGAGUUGGACACCGAGAGCCCUGUUGUCUGGCCGGCCUGGUGUUACACUGGUGAGGUAUCAGGUGAGAACGUGUCCGCGGGUUCUGGACCACGUAGCGGCGAUCGUGGAGAGGGGACUGAUUUAGGUACACACACGGAAAAUAACGACGGGGCCACCCUGGCCGCGAACACAGCGGUCGACGCGAGGGGCGGAAGCCCCCAGGGUGCCCACCUUUCCGGUGCGGCCACCCCCAGACCGCUAAGGGGUAGGAGACGACAAAACCAGAAUGGUCUCGACACCACUCAAGUUAAAACAGAACGGCUCACGCCAGACAAUAAUUCAACGUCGUCGAGGAGCGUGACGCCCUCAUCGUCCAGCCAUCCAGGAACGCCACCAAAUGCUACCCCUUUGGGUGGACCCGAGGGCCCACCACCACCCCAUCACCUCAAACACAUGGAGCAGAUGAUGGGUCGGAAUUAUAGCGAUUUCAUGAGAAGUCUCGCUGCCAAGUACAAUAACGCCAAUCCUAAUGACUACUUCAGUUCGCCCAGAAACGGCUAUCCUCCAGGCCUAGAUCCAAGGUUUCCGGCAUUCAAAACUGCCGCCACACCCUUCGUCGGUUUGAUGGCGCCGUUGGGUGCGCCACAACCGUCAACCGUGUCCACCACCUCCCCUCUAUCUAAUAAAGAUCCAAAAGAGCAGAAGCAGGACAGUCUGUUCGGUAAUCCCGUGUUCCCACCGAUGCUGGACAUGUCGUCGACGCAAGCACUUUUGCAUAUGGUGAGGACUGCGAAUGCUGCACAAAAUGCUGCAGAAUUGGAAACGUAUCUCAAAGGUGCGAACAAAAGAGACACGGGAGUGACGAGUCCUUUGGAUCUGUCGAGUCCAGGUGGAUUCGCACCCCGGAAGAGGCAGAGGGCGGAAACGAGGAGAUCGGGAAGCGUGUCUCCGAAACCGAAGCCAACUCCUCGACCGACCACACCACCUCCAGUCAGAUGCCCAUCCCUGUGUGGCCACAUGCCAUGUGGCGAUGGGCAAGCUGUCAAUCGAUGGACCAUCGAGGACGUCGUCAAUUACGUGUCGUCGAUCGAUAUUUGCGCAGAGUAUGCACAGAAUUUCCGCGAGCACCGGAUCGAUGGAGCAGCGUUGCCCCUUCUCUCGGAGGACCACCUGACCGGCCCAAUGGGAAUGAAGCUGGGCCCAGCCCUGAAGCUUCGCGCCCUCCUCGCCCGGAAACUGGGCGCGUGCACGGUCUGUUUGCACUGCGCUCACUGCCACCAGACGCCCCUGCCAGCCCUGAACGCGGCCGCGGCCGCCGCUGCCGCGUCGCAACAGCAACACCAGCAGCAACCGCAGCAGCAACAGUUGCCUGGAAGGCGGCCAAGCAGCACGGGGAACUGACAAACAAUGGCGGAGACUCCUCUGGGCCCGGAGGGCGCUGUGGCGCCCUCCCAGGACCCGAACAGGGCCCUAAGGAUAGAACGGCGCGUGUCACGCCCGAUACGCAAGCCGGAAGUGGUGUUCAAGAAGCCCAUCAAACAGUGACGCGGAUCACGCGACAGCAUGAUGCUUUGCUGUUUGUACACGUGACGCUGUGGAGUUACGCUGUGGAGGCUCCGCCUGUGUGUUGUCCAUCGAGUGUUCGUUCAUUAGGGGAGGGGAGGGGAGGGGAAGGGGGCGGGGGAAGGGAAGGGAGGGACGUUCGACGACGAUCAAGAGUUUCGUUGUAUUGAUACGAUUAAUCAAGUGUACCUGGAGAUAAAUGACUUAUUAUUUUUGUCCUCGAUGCAGAAUUUGCCUGCAUGUUGUACUUACGUUGUACUUGUGUUACACGGCUGGAUCGAUUCGUGUGAAAUAAUAGGUGUGUGCGAGGGAGAUGAGAAUAGGCGGUUCUUUGAGAAGGAGGAUGAUUGAGGGGGAGGGGGGAAGUUUUUGGACAUUGCGUUUUCGGAUGGAAAAAUAUACGAAGGAUUUCGAGUUUCGAUCGAGUUGAACUUGGGGAGUUUGAAGCGUGGAUAAGAAGUUGUAGUAUCUUUUCUUUGUUUCUUAUUGCUGCGUUCAUUUCAUUCUGUUUCUGCAAUUAGUUCUCUGUAAUUUGAAUCGAUUUGGAAUAAGUACUUUUUCAUUUUAUUAGUCGAUUCGAUACAAAUUUAUCAUGCAUCCUCUUCAUCUCAUUCCAUAAAUCGACAUACGAACUUCUUAUCCACAAUUGAUAUCGUCCAAAAGUUCGGCUCGAAAAUCGAUCGAACUUGAAACAAUGUUUUAUCAUCGUUACGUCGUUCGAUCGAUAAUUUUAUCAUUAUUAUUGUCUUUCGUUAAGAAGAAACGAAGCUAGGGAUGAUACUCGAUGCCCGAAACUCGGAGAAGAAUUUGGGCAGCCCGAUCAUAAAAUUUAUUUGAGAAAAGAGAAAGCCCCUUCCCCUCCUCUCCCCCCUUCCAAAGGUACAAUUCUCGAUACUUUCUAGUUCGUUAUUUUUUUUUACAAGUCGUUAAGAGACUUGUACCAACUGGCCGGGCUUUCACGAGUUCUCCUCGCCUAGCAGGAAGUGGAGGGUGACUAACAAGUGUUAACGUUCUCGCGUUUAUAAAUUAGGAAUAGACACGCGAUGAGCACAAAGAAGCUGACGCUGCGUGAUAAUCAAAUUAAUUGGGAUGGCAAUUAGCGAUUAGAACGCCUUGUUUGCGUGCUUAUUCAAAUUACACUUCGAUAAAAGAGGAAAGGAAAAAAAAAAAAAGGAAAAGAAAAAAAAAAUCAGCAACCGGAAGCUACGUGUUCGAUCCUUCGUAAGCAAUUAGCGUGUCAAGGCACAACAUCGGUUUCACGCGAUAUUAACGGCCUUGAAUUUUCUUCAGGAAUGUCUUCCUUGGCGAAGGAAAUUAACGUUUUAGAAUAAUUACCGCGC